Enhydra lutris kenyoni (northern sea otter) is the source of this 2634-nucleotide messenger RNA. RefSeq names its product LCA5, lebercilin (gene LCA5). The record is from RefSeq and is a predicted model, not a curated record. The coding region runs from base 188 to 2284 and encodes 698 amino acids. Gene Ontology annotation, biological process: intraciliary transport. The transcript has 8 exons. NCBI's taxonomy places the organism in Eukaryota, Metazoa, Chordata, Mammalia, Carnivora, Mustelidae. Gene Ontology annotation, cellular component: axoneme.
GAGAUUGGGACUGAAGCGUGGGGGGCUGGCUAUUCUUGGAUAGAGAUACCUAGAGAAAACAAAGUGCAGACAUGAAUAUUAUCACCAGGAUCUGAAGACUCUAAACACUGCUAUUCAGGCUUGUCAUGGAGUUUUUUGGAGAAAGGAAUCUGUGAAAUUAUGUGAAUAGAGACUAUUUUACAAAACCAUGGGGGAAAGAGAAAGAAGUCCAGAUAAUGAUCAAGAAAGUAAGGCAGGAAAACACCGUUACUCUUCAUCUGAUUUUGAAACUACCCCACAGUCUUCUGGCCGGUCUUCGCUGGUCAAUUCUUCUACACCCACAAGUAUUCAGGGAGAAAAUCCUAAAAGACAAAUUUCAGAUAGCCAAGUGCAUCAUCAAGCCCCUAGGAAGCCAAGCCCUAAGGGUCCACCAAACAGAAAGGGAGUCCGAGUGGGAUUUCGCUCCCAGAGCCUCAAUAGGGAGCCACUCCGGAAAGAUACUGAUCUUGUUACAAAACGGGUUCUUUCUGCAAGACUGCUAAAAAUCAAUGAAUUGCAGAAUGAAGUAACUGAACUCCAGGUCAAGUUAGCUGAGCUGCUAAAGGAAAAUAAGGCUUUGAAAAGGCUUCAGUACAGACAGGAGAAAGCCCUGAAUAAGUUUGAAGAUACAGAAAAUGAAAUCUCACAACUUAUUGCUCGUCAUAACAAUGAGAUUACAGCACUCAAAGAACGCUUAAGAAAAUCUCAAGAGAAAGAACGGGCAACUGAAAAAAGGGUGAAAGAUACAGAAGGUGAACUAUUUAGGACAAAAUUUUCCUUACAGAAACUGAAAAAGAUCUCUGAAGCUAGACACCUACCUGAGCGAGAUGAUUUGGCAAAGAAACUAGUUUCAGCAGAGUUAAAAUUAGAUGACACCGAGAGAAGAAUUAAGGAACUAUCCAAAAACCUUGAGCUGAGUACUAACAGUUUCCAACGACAGUUGCUUGCUGAAAGGAAAAGGGCAUAUGAGGCUCAUGAUGAAAAUAAAGUCCUUCAGAAGGAGCUGCAACAACUGUAUCACAAAUUAAAAGAAAAGGAGAGAGAACUGGAUAUAAAAAACAUAUAUUCUAAUCGUCUGCCAAAGUCUUCUCCAAAGAAAGAAAAAGAACUUAGGUCACGAAAAAAUGCUGCAUGCCAGAGUAAUUUUACAGACCAGUGUACAAAAGGAGUACAAACCAGUGAAGACUUCGAGCUGGAAGAAUUUCCUCUGACACCACAAACAGUUAUGUGUUAUGAAAACAAAUGGGAAGAACCUGAACGUCUUACUUUGGACCUGGAACUGCAGGAGAGAGGUGAACAUGAAGAAGCAAGGAUUCUAACCCCAACUGUGAAAACAGAAGAAAAAUUUGUUAAAGAUCAAGGACUCCGUGUUGUAAAUCAGGAAGUUGAAAAGCUGGAGAAUGAGUGGGAAAGAGAAGAACUUGUUAAAAAGCAAAAAGACAAAAUAUCUUUGUUAGAGAGAGAAGAAAAGCCCGCAUUGGAAACUGGAAGAUACCAAAUGGAAAUGUGUCAAAUUCAAAAUAUAAAUAAAUUAGAGGAAGAGGAAGAAGAAAGGCUGAAGAGAGAAAUGCUACUUGCUAAACUGAAUGAAAUCAACAGAGAACUCCAAGACUCUCAGAAUAUAAAAUGUCCUCCUCUGCCAUUGCUGCCUGAUUGGGAAUCAAAACUGCAUUCCCCGGAGAGAAGCCCCAAAACAUACAUGUUCUCAGAAUCCUCGGAGAGAGUAUUUAAUGGGCAUCAUCUGCAAGACAUCAGCGUUUUCACUACAAAAGGAGACGGUCAGAAUCCAGGAAAGACUAGAGGCCCAGUCUCCCCAAGUGAGCUGGCAUUUGGCAGCUAUGUGCCGUCGUUUGCAAAAACAUCAGGGAAGUCAAAUCCAUUUAGCCAAAAGAGUGGCCUUUUGGAUGUCCAAAGAAACAGUAUAGAGAAACUUGGUAAAGACAGUGUGGAUUUAAUGACAAGAAGAGAGAAAAAAGCUAAUCUGAUGGAACAGCUGUUCGGUGCCAGUGGCAGCAGCACCAUCUCCUCUAAAAGCAGUGACCCACAUUCUCUGGCUGCCAGCAAAGGAGACUUUGAUCCUCUAAAUUUUCUCUCAGGGGAUAAGAGCAGCAGGGAUAGAGAACAUGAUGGAGAUGACGACUUUUUCCUCAGUGAAGGAAGAAGUUUUAAUCCAAAUAGACACCGAUUAAAACAUACAAACAGUAAACCAGCAGUAAAAGCAGUGGAAUCUGUAGAAGAUGAAAUUGAAGAGGUAGCCCUGAGAUGACUGACUGCAGUAUACGGUUUUCCAAUUGUAAAUAUUAAAAUAUUUUAAUACAAUAUUUAUUAUAAACCUUUAGAAUUUUUAAUAUUAAAAAGUCCUUAUUAAGGAAUGAUUUUUAAUAGACAAAUACAGUGUAAAUGAAAAGAUGUAGAUCAUAUCACACUACCUAGCUAGUCUGCAAAGAAUGAAGGAGACUCUUGAAUGAAACCAAAAAGAGAGAUAUAUCUUACUUGGUUUUGGCUUUUUUAUUUACAAAUAGGUUUUACCUCUUAAUCAGCUCUGUAGGAAGUUUUACUCCAUUGGAGUUCCUAUUUAUUUCCUAUUUUUGAUCCCUAUUUAUUUAUUUACUUGUU